Messenger RNA from Cheilinus undulatus (humphead wrasse), 5255 nucleotides. It is a transcript of the gene trim36, whose product is annotated as tripartite motif containing 36. Gene Ontology annotation, molecular function: protein binding; zinc ion binding. Lineage: Eukaryota; Metazoa; Chordata; Actinopteri; Labriformes; Labridae. The record is from RefSeq and is a predicted model, not a curated record.
GUGUUUGUUUUUUUCUACUGUUUUUAUUAUCCCCUCCUGUGCAUCCAUCAUCUCCAUCUGCAGCCAUGUCUGACUCUGAGGAUAUGACGGAGUUCGCCAGCAUCGUGGAGCGGAUCGAGCGGGGCGAGGUCCCGAUCAAGAACAUCGAGAGGGAGCUGAUCUGCCCGAUCUGUAAGGAGCUCUUCACCCACCCGCUGAUCCUGCCCUGCCAGCACAGCGUCUGCCAUAAGUGUGUCAGGGAGCUGCUCAUGCUAAACCAUGAGGACUCUUUCGAUGCCGGCUCUGAGUGCUCCCUGCCCGGCAGCCCCAGGUCCAGAGUGCCGUCUCCCUCCAUGGAGAGGCUAGACAGGCUUGUUAGAUCAGGCUCUAUCUCGUCCCCGGGGUGGCGCAGAGGCUCAGUGACUCCCCGGGUCACCACCAUCCCAUGCCCAGGCUGUCAGCACGACAUCGACCUCGGCGAGCGUGGCAUCAGUAUGCUGUUUCGAAACUUCACCCUGGAGAGCAUAGUGGAGCGGUACCGCCAGGCGGCCCGCGCAGCUGUGGCGAUCAUGUGUAACAUCUGUAAACCUCCACAGCUGCAGGAGGCCACAAAGAGCUGCAUGGACUGUAAGGCCAGCUACUGCAACGAGUGCUUCAAGCUGCAUCACCCAUGGGGAACACCAAAAGCUCAGCAUGAGUAUGUCGGCCCGACUACCAACUUUAGACCUAAGGUGCUCAUGUGUCCAGAACAUGAAAUGGAGAAGGUGAACAUGUACUGUGAGGUCUGCAGACGGCCCGUGUGUCACUUGUGCAAGCUGGGUGGAUCCCAUGCCAACCACAAAGUCACGUCCAUGAGCAGUGCCUACAAGAUCCUAAAGGAGAAACUGGCAAAGAGUAUCCAUUACCUCAUCAGCAAAGAGGACCAGGUCAGGACUCAGAUUACUGACAUUGAAGUGCUCAUCAAUCAGACUGAGGAAAAUGGGCAGCUAGCAGAGCAACGAGCCAAUGAACACUUUGAGCGUCUGUUUGAGACUCUGCAGGAGAGGAAGUCAGAGAUGUUGCGAUCCAUCGAACAAUCCCGAAACAGACGCCUUGAACAGCUCAGGGCCCAGGUGGAGGAGUACCAGGGCAUGCUGGAGAACAGUGGUCUGGUGGGCUACGCUCAGGAGGUGCUGAAAGAGACAGAUCAGUCCUGCUUUGUACAGACAGCAAAGCAGCUACACACCAGGAUCCAGAAGGCCACAGAGUCUCUGAGGACUUUCCAUCCUUCAGCUGACCCCUGCUUUGACGAGUUUGUGCUCGACACGUCCAGAGAAGAAACUCUGCUCAAACAGAUGUGCUUCGGUGGAGUUCCAGACCCUCCUCUGAUUGACUUGUCCAACAGCAAAGUCUACAAUGAGGCCUCGAUCCACUGGAGACUGUCUGAUGACCACCUACCCACUGAUCACCACAUGCUGGAAUACCGCAGACUUGGGGGUCCAAACCAGUCCCCGUCACAGGAGGAUGGUGAAGACAGUGGUGCAUGGAGGACCACAGACAGGGUGUAUGGAUGCAGCACUGUGGUGUGUGACCUGGAGCCCGACAGCCUGUACGCCUUCAGAGUACGAAGCUGCAGGAACUCCAUGUUCAGCCCCUACAGCCCCGAGGUCUCCUUCCACACUCCGCCUGCACCCACGUUUGGUUUCCUAUUCAGCGACAAGUGUGGCUUCAGUACAGAGCGUCUUAUCCUAAACAAGAGACGGGACACUGUGGAGAACGUUGCAGGCAUGGCCUUCCUCCUUGCUGCUGACCGAGUGCAGACAGGCAGCUACAUCGGACUAGACUACAUCAUUGGGGACACGGGCAUCACUCAGGGAAGACACUACUGGGCCUUCAGGGUGGAACCGUACUCCUACAUGGUCAAAGUCGGAGUGGCGUCUGACUCGAAGCUUAUCGAAUGGUUUCACAAUCCCAGAGAUACCAGCAGCCCAAGGUAUGAUCAUGACAGCGGACAUGACAGCGGCAGUGAGGACGCAUGUUACGAGCUCUCUCAGCCCUUCACCCUCCUCACUGUUGGCAUGGGCAAACUCUUCAUCCCCAAAGCCUCUUCGUCCUCCUCUGUUUCCUCAGCCAGUGCAGCUUCCAGCGACCCAGGCAACCGUGUUCUCCCCAUGCCACAGCGCAUGGGUGUAUGUUUAGAUUAUGACGCAUGCCGGGUGUAUUUUUACGACGCAGACACCAUGAGGUGCCUUUACGAGAGGCAGGUGGAGUGCUCGGACCAUGUUUCCAGCUUUUGGCCUCAUGGGCAGCGGCAAGGUUCAUCUGGAGGAGUUCAUCACGGCAAAGAGGCUGGCAUUCUGAGGGGGAACGGAGCAUGAAUAUGCAUUUGGACGCACAUCUCAUUAACCUUCAGCAUGUACUGGAAGGAACUGAUUAUAUGACAGGGUGAUGGAGUACAAUCCAAAAUGGUAUUGUUGAGGUCAGAUGAGGCAGGUGUGAUCAGGGUCUUUGGUCCUAAAUGUGAAAGUAGGGUCUGGAGUUGUCAUGUAUAUGGUACAAUCCAUUUACAAGAGCAUGACACUGAAUACAAGUGUCUAAACAAAGCAGAUGGUCCAUGGUAUGUGAAAAACUUCUCUACCUACCAAAGUCUCUGUGUCUGUUAAUUGUACUGACCUGCUUUUAAUUACCAGCUUUUAUCAGCUGUUUAUCUAGUGGAAUGGCUGCAAAAUUAGCCUGCAGCUACUUUAAUUGUUUUAACAUUAAAACGCCUUGGAGCAUACACUUACACUUUGUCUUACUGGGUUGUUUUAGAUUUUUUGGUGUGUAAAUUUCCUAGUGAUCUCAACAUUUCUUUGGCUCUUUCUCUUAACUCUUUGUCUAAACGUAGCAGCAUAGGUUGACAUGUAAUCCUGGUGGACCUAAGAGCCUUGUAGCUACUUUAAAGCUAGCGCCUUGGUGCCUUUUUUUAGGAACUUAGUUUGCUCUAGCAGGCAUAUAGUGUUGUCAUUGCACAAGCAUUAUGGAGUCAGUUAUCAAAAUAAAUACUAUAUGUGAGUCUUUAUUGUAGUUGGAGUGUAAUCACAGACACUGGUGUUAAACUAAUAACUGUUAAAUAGUCUUCAUCAUGACUUGUCACCUAUUUAAUCUAGACUUUAUCACAGAAAAGCACUAACUUUCCUCUCCUCACAUUUUAGUUUGGCUGUUUUUGCACAAUAUGAUGACAGAAGCCUAGCACAUGAUGAGUUCACAAUCACACUUUGAUCACUAUUCAGCAAGCUUCUUCACUUUCAAAUGUUGUCGACAAAAUCAGCACAUUAAUGUCUAACCUUCACAUUCUCAUCAACCAACAAACAUAAAUCCAGGAGGAGCUCCUUGGAUUUUAAAGCCUCUCACUGUUUGCACAGCACUGAAUGUGACUUUGAACAUCGUUUAACCAGCCAGGUACCUCAACACCGUGUACUUGCAGUCAACAUCUGUUUGACAGCUGCAGAGUCACUUACAGCCAAAGUGCGUUGGUUCUGGUGCUUAACUUAUGUGCAAAAUGCAUCUCUGUGGCCUAGCUGCCUGUAAACACAGUAAAAAAAAAACAAACAAAAACACUGUUCUUCAGGUUUCUUUCAAAAGUGCUAUCACUAAACACAUGGCUCAGUACCUUAUUUCUAUCUAAACCACGGUUUACCUGCAGUAAAGACACAUGAAGUGUAGCACGUUGGCAUGUUACUGGGGAUCAGGCUAUCAGAGACAUAGCUUAGUGAGUUCCACUGAGGAAGAUCUGAUAUUUAAGGCUUAGACAGCACAUGAUUCAGACUGUUUGCUUGGCUACCACGUUCUUUUUAACAGACAUAUUCUGUCUAUGUGCCUGCACAUGGGUUUGUUUGUACAUUCAUGUAUAAUUUGAUUUCUGGAGGCUUAGGGUAAUAGAUGUGUUUUCUCAGGUUUCUGGCCCUGCGAUUGGGGCCGAUGCUAUCUACCUCAGUCCGUCAGGCCUGGAAAACCUUAACUACUGUACCUUUCCUCGCAGAAACUACUUUUGUUUUUGUUGCAGUUUGUCAAAAAUAUUCAAGUUCAACAUCUCCGCCUUCUUUUUAGUGUCAGAUAAUAAUAAGCUGAUUUUUCCAAAUGUUUGAUUUACGUCUCAUGUACAUAAUAAUCCAGAGUAUAUUAUUUUCAGUGAAAUUAAGUACAUUUUAAAUGUUUAUGUUAGCAGUUGGUGUUGCUUGUGGACUUUAAAUGUGUAUCACUAUUGAAAAAAACUGUAAACAUGUUACCUUGUUCAGCUGCCUUUUUCAAGGUUUUUCAAAUGGUACUAACAACUCUUUCCUCCUCUUUUUGUGGUGUUGGUUUUUGCUAAUCACUUUCAAUAUUUUGGGACGCGUCAUGGGUUUUUGUUAGGGUUAAAACAUUUUAUAAAUUCCUGCUCUUACAUUUAGAUGGGCAGUAACGUCUUUGGAAACAGACUAUUGGAUUCUGUGGAAGUUUGCAUGUUUUGUCUCAUGUUGGUAUCACUUUUCUCCUGAAAGCUCACACACCUGUUAUUUAAAUUGACUGUUUCUACAUCUUAAAGCACCUCUAUGCAUUUAUGGCAGGGUAAGUUCAAAUUUAUUUCCAUCACAGAAUGUAUUCCUGUUUUCUACUAAACAAACAGCUGAAUGUUCCGUGCUUUAAGUUGGUUUUCUUCUAUUUUGUUCCAACUGGGGUCACAGCACACUUGUAUGUACAUGUAGAAAUCUGAUCAAAAGCAUGUAAACUCAUACUCACAUCCGAUCUUAAACUAAAAUUCAUCCUAGCCUGCUUUCCAGCCAUGAAUUUAGAACCAAAUAUUUAGCAGGCUGGCUCUCAAUCGUAUCCCAAGCUAGCACUUUAAAAAUCUGUAGCAUGUCAGCAACUGUUUGGCUCUGCAGGUGUGUGUGUAUAAUAAAUGUGUGCGUGCAAUAUUAUUGAACAGGCUGUAGGACUGAGGUUCAGUCAAGCCUGGAAAGACGACUUGCACUGCUGGUAGUUUCUACUUUGUGGAUUAAAAUGGGCUUUUCCUGAUGCUGAGUGAAAUUUAAACACUACUUAAUUUUUAGUUUUGUCUCAGUAACACUCAUUGUUUCUGAACUCCUAAUAUGUAACAGUGAAUUUGUCCAUACAUGUGUUCUUCAGAGGAUUUGGAUGUAGUGUGUAAGUGGUGGGUGUCUGUAUGUGUAGUAAAGAUAUGGAAAUAUUGUUCCUUGCUCCGAUUCCUGGAAAUGCAACACUUUUCAAUUUGCUGUGUGGGGAUUUCAAUAAAUAAAACUAGUGUGUUUUUAAACCUA